UUCUUCUCUGCUCCAGAGAGCGGGUCCUCCACGCUGCUCUUCUUCUUCUUCUCUUCUCCGUCAUGUGUCCCCGGCCGCCUCUCUGCUCUGCGUCAUCAGCGACACGUUCAUGGCUCCAGGUGCCUCGUUUGAUUCUCCGUCGCCGUCUGAGCGUGUUCAGUGGCAGUGUUUCUCGGCCAAUUCCGUGGCGCCGUCGGCCAAUCGCCUUCCUCUGCUACGUCUUGUCAGUCAGCGCUCUGCGGCCAUUGGCUAAGCGGGUGGCGUUGUACCGCUCCUUCCCGACUCGCAUCCUCUCUCGGGCCUGGGGCCGAAUGAACGGGGUGGACCUCCCCACAUGGCUCCGAAAGCCGGUCUUCUCCCUCUACAUCUGGACCUUCGGGGUCAAUAUGCAGGAGGCAGCGGUGGAGGAUUUACAUCACUACAGGAAUCUGGGUGAAUUUUUCCGUCGACGUCUCAAACCUGCAGUCCGACCGCUCUGCGCCAACUCUUGUCUGAUCUCUCCCGCUGAUGGGAAGAUCCUCCACUUCGGUCAAGUAAAGAACUCAGAGGUGGAGCAGGUGAAGGGGGUCACCUACAGUCUGGAGAACUUCUUGGGUCCACAGAAGAGGCGGGGCAACGAGUCCUCGUCGUCCUUCAGGGACCUCCUCCUGUCGUCUCCUGAUAACGACCUGUUCCACGUCGUGGUCUACCUGGCUCCAGGUGACUACCACUGUUUCCAUUCGCCGACGGACUGGAAGGUGGAGCUUCGCCGUCACUUCCCAGGCUCAUUAUUGUCCGUGAACCCUGGCGUGGCCCGAUUGGUCAAAGAGCUCUUCUGCCUUAACGAGCGUGUGGCGCUCACCGGCCAAUGGCAGCACGGCUUCUUCUCGUUAACGGCGGUUGGAGCCACAAACGUCGGCUCCAUCAGGGUUUACUUUGACCAGGAGCUUCAGACCAACGCUCCUCGCUACAGUAAAGGCUCCUUCCACGACCGCAGCUACGUCGCCGACGACGACCAGGUGUUUAAGGUGGCAGGUGAAGGGGGCGUGGCCCCGACUGAGGGCGAGGGCGUGGUCUUACAGAAGGGGGCGGCGGUGGGCGAGUUCAACCUCGGCUCCACCAUCGUUCUGCUGUUCGAGGCUCCGAAAGACUUCAGCUUCAACCUGAAGGCUGGACAGCGAAUCAGAGUGGGGGAGGGCCUCGGCAGCCUCUGAUUGGCUGAGCUGUGUACUCAGAGGGAGGAGCCUGAUGAUGAGGAACUGCUGGCGUCCGAUGAAAGACUUAUACCAAGAGUAUGGCAUUGUGGGGUUUUUUCUCGGUAGCAAAAAACCUGUGGAGGACAUAAAGAGGACUCUGACUCCCAGAAUGCCUUGUACCUCGUUGGGGGGGGGUUGAUUGCCAAAGCGCUGUCUUUUUUUCUGCCUAUAUGUCGCUCUUCCAGAAACUGAACUAACAAACAAAUAUUCCUUUAAAAUCACCAAAAACAAAAAAACUUAAACAUUCACAUCACAUUUAACAAACUAAAUAUUCAGUCAAACAUUCUGUUAAAGUGAAAUAAAACCUUCAUCCGUCCGCCGAAACAGUUUGAAUGUCUGAAGCUUUAUUGUUCACAUGCUGUUGAAAAGGUCAAUUCUGUUUUCUGUUUUGAACCAAUCAGAGCUGUCGGAGCUGUUAGCAUCAGCUAGCUCGCACAGUCAUUGGUUGAAACUAAACAGGAAGCCUGUGAUUGGACGAAAAGAAACAAUAAUGUUAAUUAAUUCUGAUUACCCAUCCUGAAUGCUAACUCUUUUAAUUAGUUCAGCUUCUAUACUUUUUGUAAAAUAUGUAAUUAUGAAUAAAUAUUUCUUUCUCA
Molecule: messenger RNA, 1831 nt
Organism: Anoplopoma fimbria (sablefish)
Lineage: Eukaryota; Metazoa; Chordata; Actinopteri; Perciformes; Anoplopomatidae
Gene: pisd
Product: phosphatidylserine decarboxylase
Exons: 8
Coding region: 63-1193 (376 amino acids)
Biological process (GO): phosphatidylethanolamine biosynthetic process
Cellular component (GO): mitochondrion
Molecular function (GO): phosphatidylserine decarboxylase activity
Source: RefSeq, a predicted model, not a curated record